Closterium sp. NIES-67 is the source of this 5656-nucleotide messenger RNA. Lineage: Eukaryota; Viridiplantae; Streptophyta; Zygnematophyceae; Desmidiales; Closteriaceae. The record is from the annotation of a GenBank genome assembly.
CUGACCUCACCCACAGACAGGCUUUCUUUCAGCCAUGCUUCCCUUGCUUCAGAUACUUCCUCCAGUAGAGUUAGGAUGCCUUCACCAACAGAGCGAUAAGCCGUCUGAAGGCUACUUCCAUCUCUAGCCCGCCGACAAGAUUAGGGUACCUAGCGGUUGGGAAUACGAAGCUUAUGCUCCGUUCUUAUCGUUUACGCCCGUGCUUGGCGGUCAGCCACGAGGCCGCUAGGUUUGCUUCUGCCAGCGAUUAAGCGGCGAGCAUGCAGCGUCGAACAGCUAUUGCGAGACGGACCCGGUAGAAGCGUUUCUUAACAAGGUCGGCGAUCAAGCGGCGCUGUCAGUAACGAAAUCAUGAGGACGGUCGGGACUCACUGAAUGCCUGACGGACGAGGCUGCAUGCGUCGUCGUCGCCUCUCUUUUUCCUCCACAGCUAUUAUGCACGACAGUUCUCUACCAGGUUUCUGCUGUCAGCUCAACUUCUGAGGUGGACAUCCACCAAAUGGCCAUGAGGACAUUCGGACACCUGAGAUCGGAACGACCGUCUGACCAUCGUUAGCGACACAGGCCGCCUAGAGAGUCACUGUGUCACUUUUCUUCGCGUCCCUUGAGCCUUGCUUACGUACUAACACUGUCUUCCGUCUUUCGGCGUCCCCUCCUGUUCCUGCUAACGAGAUUGGGGUUGAGGCUUCACACCACCCUUGGGAACGCCGGUCGCAACAGUGGCAGUACCCGCGACUCUGUCAGCAGCAGCAUUGGUGCAGAAUCGGCUACCAUGCUUCCCUGAAAGGCUCCCAGUAGCGGAGACCGCGUGCCGAUGCAGCAGCAGCGAAACCUGCCUUGGACAACCCUGGAUUCGGUUAAGUUCGCUCGCUACUAGCAACCUAGCGGUGUGGUAGUCACAUGUGGGAACGUGUAAUCGUUUCAUGUGCAGAGCGGACGUCCCAGCCAGGAGUUCUAGAAGAAUCUGCGUCGCCCCUCAGCAUGACGAACCGAACCGUGACUAGUAGUCCGGAGCCAGCCCAGCCCAACAGAAACGCUCUGACAGCCUCGUCACCUGCUAUCGCACCUCGCCUGCGUCAUCGUACGGAACGUAGCGUCGCCUUGGCCAGAUGCCGCUAACUCCUCUCGCCCACGCCUACAUCGUCUCGUCACCGCCGCCUAGCCUCGUUCUCUCGUUCGCUUCUCCGCCGCGAAUAAGGCUUCCCUCACCUCGGUUAGAUGUCGAUCAGCUCGGCAGUGCGAUACACCGUCAUCAGACUUCCUACGCCUCUAUUAGUAGUCUCCCGGUUCUAGUCCACCGAUUCUAGCCCGCCGUUUCUAGUCCACCUAUCCUAGCCCGCCGAUUCUAGCCGGCCGAUCCUAGUCCGCCGAUUCCUGCCCGCCAAAAAGGGUGUGCGUUCUGUACUCUGCCACGGAUUACCAAACUUCUCAUCUACGUCCGACGGACGCCCACGAGGCUUGAUUCUGGGAGCGAUUGGCCAGCCAUCCUGCAGCGGCGUCGAAACGAUCAUUGCGAGAAACGGCGUUGAAGUGAGCGUUCAACGCUCAACUGGGAUGCAGCAGCGGGACGAGCCGCGUCGGGACAUGCAGCAGCGGGAGGCGGAGGUCGCGAGGAUGGACGCGAUUGAAGGGAUUCUCCCCCGUUGCGCCUCCUCGCUCCUCCUCCUCGCUCCUCCUCCUCGCUCCUCCUCUUUGGUCCGCUCACUCUCUCAGCUGCACUUCGCCGUCACCGGGACGGGCUGCAACGAGGGGAGACAGGCCGCCUAGAGAGUCAACGUGUGAAUCAUCUUCGCGUCCAUCCGUUCCCUUGCACGUGUACUAACACCGUCCUCCCCGUGCCUGAUUGCGAGGAUUCUUCCGGUGCUGGAGCUUCACACCACCCUUGGGAAGAACCGUGUCAAGGGAGGCACCUCCAACACUACCAGCAGCUGCAAGCAGCGGUGAUGUCUGUGGGUGCAUCAGAGGAGAGACGGUCUCUCCCCCUGCUCUUCCCCAAGACGUGCUGCAAGGAAGGAGAAAAGGUCUGUUGGCGGUCCAAGGGAGGUGGGGGGGAUUGUGUCUACAGGCCGCCUAGAGAGUCAUUUUGUCACUUUUUGCCGCGUCCAUCUCUGGCCUUGCUCGUGUGCUAACACCUCGUCUCUCUCUUCCCUUUCUGCGUGGUUAAUCUCCUCUUCGUUUUCCUGCUGGGGAGGCGUAAGAGUGUCUCAGAAGCUGCACACCAGCUGCAGCAGCCGUGGCAGCACUGGCGACUGUGGGAGCAUGAGAGGGGAUGUGACCUCUCUCACCUCAUGCCGUCAUCCCCUGCCUGUCUGACUCCAACUGCUUCCACCUUCAGCUAAGUACCUUCUCCACCCUGAACUUCGCUUUGCAUGCUGCGAGCUGCUUCAAUUCUUUCCUUGUUUUGAUCUCAUGUGCUUCCAUGCUGCCUCGUGUGCUUCCAUGCUGCCUCAUGUGCUUCCAUGCUGUCUCAUGUGCUUCCAUGCUGUCUCAUGUGCUUCCAUGCUGUCUCAUGUGCUUCCAUGCUGUCUCAUGUGCUUCCAUGCUGUCUCAUGUGCUUCCAUGCUGUCUCGUGUGCUUCCAUGCUGCCUCAUGUGCUUCCAUGCUGUCUCAUGUGCUUCCAUGCAGCCUCGUGUGCUUCCAUGCUGCCUCGUGUGCUUCCAUGCUGUCUCAUGUGCUUCCAUGCUGUCUCAUGUGCUUCCAUGCUGUCUCAUGUGCUUCCAUGCUGUCUCAUGUGCUUCCAUGCUGUCUCAUGUGCUUCCAUGCUGUCUCGUGUGCUUCCAUGCUGCCUCGUUUGCUUCCAUGCUGUCUCAUGUGCUUCCAUGCUGUCUCAUGUGCUUCCAUGCUGUCUCGUGUGCUUCCAUGCUGCCUCGUGUGCUUCCAUGCUGUCUCAUGUGCUUCCAUGCUGUCUCAUGUGCUUCCAUGCUGUCUCGUGUGCUUCCAUGCUGCCUCAUGUGCUUCCAUGCUGUCUCAUGUGCUUCCAUGCAGCCUCGUGUGCUUCCAUGCUGCCUCGUGUGCUUCCAUGCUGUCUCAUGUGCUUCCAUGCUGUCUCAUGUGCUUCCAUGCUGUCUCAUGUGCUUCCAUGCUGUCUCAUGUGCUUCCAUGCUGUCUCAUGUGCUUCCAUGCUGUCUCGUGUGCUUCCAUGCUGCCUCGUUUGCUUCCAUGCUGUCUCAUGUGCUUCCAUGCUGUCUCAUGUGCUUCCAUGCUGUCUCGUGUGCUUCCAUGCUGCCUCGUGUGCUUCCAUGCUGUCUCAUGUGCUUCCAUGCUGUCUCAUGUGCUUCCAUGCUGCCUCGUGUGCUUCCAUGCUGUCUCAUGUGCUUCCAUGCUGCCUCGUGUGCUUCCAUGCUGCCUCGUGUGCUUCCAUGCUGCCUCGUGUGCUUCCAUGCUGCCUCAUGUGCUUCCAUGCUGCCUCGUGUGCUUCCAUGCUGCCUCAUGUGCUUCCAUGCUGCCUCGUGUGCUUCCAUGCUGCCUCAUGUGCUUCCAUGCUGUCUCAUGUGCUUCCAUGCUGUCUCGUGUGCUUCCAUGCUGCCUCGUGUGCUUCCAUGCUGCCUCAUGUGCUUCCAUGCUGCCUCGUGUGCUUCCAUACUGCCUCAUGUGCUUCCAUGCUGCCUCGUGUGCUUCCAUGCUGCCUCAUGUGCUUCCAUGCUGCCUCAUGUGCUUCCAUGCUGCCUCAUGUGCUUCCAUGCUGCCUCAUGUGCUUCCAUGCUGCCUCAUGUGCUUCCAUGCUGCCUCAUGUGCUUCCAUGCUGCCUUGGGUGCUUCCAUGCUGCCUCAUGUGCUUCCAUGCUGCCUCGUGUGCUUCCAUGCUGCCUCGUGUGCUUCCAUGCUGCCUCAUGUGCUUCCAUGCUGCCUCAUGUGCUUCCAUGCUGCCUCGUGUGCUUCCAUGCUGCCUCGUUAUAUCUCUGGUCACUGGUUGGAGCGUGAAUCACAAGCCACAGACCCCCGUACUCCAGGUAAACCCCUCAGGUUCAGGUCCCCUGACACCCACCCAGGUUCCCCCCCCCAGGUGCGCUUGGGGUCUGUGGCUUGAAAAUGUGCCUCCACCAGUGGCCCCUCCCUUCUCUCACCUUUCAGUUUCUUAUUGUUUCUCUACCAGUUAUCACCUCUCUCACCUUUCAUUCCCUGAUGUCCACUAACUAACGCUGUGUGUGUGCACUGCUGGUGGUGGGGAGGGGCGUGGGGGUCAACACAGAUGCUCCGUAAUGUUCCUCCAACUGCAACACUGCACCCGUGGCAGUGGCAGCCGUGACAGUGGUGGCAGCCGCGUUGUCAACACAGCGUGGAGUGCAGGAAAGUGGUGCUCAACACAGCAGCAGCAACGGCAGCAGGGACGUCACAAAGCAGCAUCAGAGGAACCACCCCUGUACACGCGUUGAAGCUCAAGGCAGCAGCAGCAGUGGCAGAAGGAACUGCAGCAGCAGCUGCAGAAGCCCCAUCUCGCCCCACUAACGCCACGUUGCGAUCGCUUGUGCACUCUACUGGAACUCAAGUGAGCAGGGAUGCUAGCAGUGAUUGCUGCAGCGAUGGCUGCACUGGCAGCAGCGGUCACAGCUGCAGCGGGGGCACCAGCAUUAAGAUGACGACCUUUUAUCACAGAAUACAUGUUGGCUCGACUCACCAGCGCUCCAUGUAGGAGUGAUGGCGGCAGUGGCAGCGGCAGUUGCAGCGGCAGCAGGAGUCAUGGAUGUAGUGGCAACGGCUGCGGUGUUGGGGGCAGCAGCAGCGCUGGCAGAAGGAGCGACACACUGGUACCGUCCCUGCGGACCCUAGGGAGUUCGAGCCAACAGCAGUGGCCGUAUCAUCAGAGCCGAUGGGAAGUAGCAUCAGCAACCGGAGUCAUGGCACUGGGGACAACUGCAGCUGUGUCAGCAGGAGCACCAGCAGCAGUGACAAGAACAUGCAGCAGAAUUAUGAUGCCUCCACGUGGGGCUGAAGACAGCAGCAGUGGUGAUAAACGGGUGGCAGCUGUGGUGGCAGCUGAACAAGCGGCAGCACAGAGGCCGGCAGCAAGGGCAGCAGAAGCGCCAGCGGUGGAAGCACAAGGUUGCAAGCUCAGCUGUCAUUCGCUGAGAGAAGACGCGAUGUGGUUGACAGCUGUACCAUCAAUUCAUGCUAAUUAGCUAGAGGGUUGGGCUUUUCAUGCUUAGGUUAAUGGCUGGUAGUAACCCCAGCGCGUGUCUCUGGCUGGUAGUAACCCCAGCGUGUCUCUCUGGCUCGUAAGACCAGCGUGUCUCUCUGGCUGGUGACCCCAGCGUGUGUCUCUGGCCGGUAACCCCAGGGUGGAUCUCUGGCUGGUAACCCCAGCGUGUGUCUCUGGCUGGUAACCCCAGCAUGUGUCUUUGGGUGGUAUCCCCAGCGUGUGUCUCAGGCUGGUAGUAACCCUUAGUGUCUUUGGCUGGUAACCCCAGCGUGUGUCUCUGGCUGGUAACCCCAGCUUCUGUCUCUGGCUGGUUAUCCAGCUCAUCCGUCUGGCUGGUGUCUGCUGCGCAUGUUUGGAUUGGGCAACAGAAAGAAUAAUGACUAGAGUGGGGAGAUACAAGGCAAUAUAGUCUAGAGAGUUGUACCCACGAAGGCACAAACAUAUAUAGUCUACAACUUUUUACUCUGAUUCAGACUUUUUUCAGAGUUUUUUUGGGGGUGUACUCUGAUUCCAAAGACUU